This is a messenger RNA of Diabrotica balteata, 1410 nucleotides long. Lineage: Eukaryota; Metazoa; Arthropoda; Insecta; Coleoptera; Chrysomelidae. The record is from the annotation of a GenBank genome assembly.
AUGUUUGGUACGAAAUUUAUUAUAAACAAAGUUGUAGAUCAUUCAGAGCUUCCACAAAUUGUUGCAAUUGUUAUUAGUUGCAUACCAAGUUUUAUCACAGGACUGAUCAUAGCAUGGCCGUCACCUUCAAUACCAAAAAUAGUUAAUGAUAAAGGUAACUACGACAUAACAGAAGAAGAAGCUUCCUACUUUAGUUUUCUUAAUGCCACUGGACCAGUAUUACUUUCAGUAUUUAUAUCGAAACUUUGCGAUACUUUGGGGCGAAAAAAGACGUUAAUGUUAUCAGCCAUACCUCAUGCUAUAACGUGGAUUAUGAAGGCUUUUUGUACGAAUAUUAAUGCACUUUAUGCAGCAAGAGCUUUGGGAAGUUUGGGUGAUACUUUCAUGUAUAACUCGUUGCCUAUGUAUAUAGGGGAAGUGUGUACUCCAAGGGUUAGAGGGGUUUGGGGCAACGGUCUUAUAUGCGCCCUCUAUCUAGGUCUAUUUACUAUUAACACCAUUGGAGCUUACUGCUCUAUAAAACUAACAGCACUAAUAUGCUUAGUUUUUCCAAUAGUCUUCUUCAUUCUUUUCUAUUUUAUGCCGGAAUCGCCAUAUUACUACACCAUUAAAGGUAACGACGAAGCUGCUAAAGAAUCAUUAAAAUGGUUAAGAGGCAGCGACAAUAUCGAAGAAGAAUUUGCUAAACUUAAGGACAACGUAAACAAACAAAUGGCUGAGCCCAGUUCCUGGAAAGAUGUUCUGACGGUAGAAAGCAAUAGAAAAGCUUGUUUGGCUGGAGUAUUUUUAAGAGUGUCCCAAAACUUUUGUGGUCUUUUAGCGUUUUCAGUGUAUGCGCAAUACAUCUUUGAAAAUGCUGGUGAUAUUAUAGACCCUAAAGUUUCUUCUAUUUUAUAUACAGGACUCUCAUUUUUAUGUUAUAUAAUAGCAUCUAAUUUUUCUGACAAGCUGGGAAGAAGAUUGUCAUAUAUAACAUCCAUCAGUCUUACUACAAUCCCUUUAUUUGUCAUAGCCAUUUACUUUGUUAUAAAAGAAUAUGCUCCUCAACUACACAUCACCAAUUACGACUUUCUUCCUCUAGUUUGUAUGAUAGUGUAUAUUAUUUUAGCUUCUUUUGGAACAGGUCUUGUUCCCACAUUAAUGCUCGGGGAACUCUUUGCCGCUAAUGUUAAAGUCAAAAGUUUAAGCAUAGUUACCACAUUCUUCUCUUUAUCAUUCUGCGCAGCAAAUAAUCUCUUCUAUUAUAUUUCCAAGUAUUGCGGGAUUUUUGGUCCGUUUUUUAUUUUUGGUGGCUGUAAUAUAGUUUCAGCCAUUGCUGCUGCGGUAAUUAUACCAGAGACUAGAGGUAAAACGUUGGAAGAGAUUCAGCAUCAACUAAAGAAAAAAGGACAAAAUAGUAAUGCCACAUGA